UUCAUGAAGAGAUUUCUUCUUUGACUCAAUCUAUGAAUUUGGUAUUUAGAAGUGAAAACCUGGAAAUUGAAUGAUCGACAUCAGCAUUUCUAUUUGAGUGAAAAAAAAAACCAAAACGGCUCGAUCUUUUCUUUUUUGUGACCAAACAUCCAAGUUCUGCCUUUGACAUUUUAUCUUUAGACAUUCAAAGAAUCUGAGGUUUAACUGUAUGAGAUGACCAACAAAUGUAAACACAGUUGACCUUGGCUUAAGGCCAGUUUUUCCUCUACUUUGGAUCAAAAUUUGACAUGCCUCAGCUCACCUUGUAGCUUCAACCACGUGCGUGUGGUUAAUGAUCUUUUUAUGGCCAAAAACAAUAGAAACUCUGAGAAAUCGAAGGUUGUGCAAAUCAAAUAGAGAUAACGGUUUGACUCCAAAUAGCACCCAAACCUGUUCCUAAAAGCAUCGGACGAUGCGGUUGCAUAACAACGUUGAUCAACCCACCUGUGCUUAUCAUAUAAGUUCACCACUACCUGCUACACAUCUCUGCACUGCAAUCCGCUUCCUACCACCUGCCACCACAGCAGAGGAACAGCUGAAACCAUCCAACUUAAACCAUGCAGUUUGCCGACGCCAAUUUCAGCAAGAGCAGCCUUCUCCUGGCUGUGAGGCGAUACAGCUCAGCGGUGAGUGACAUGGAGCAAACCAUUCUGCUGCCCAGCCUGCUGCGAGACGUGCCCUCUGACGAUGUGUGGGACGGCGAAGAGGCAGAGGAGACGUGUGAAGACCUGUACACAAACUACAUGAUGCUAAAAAACAUAAGAAACACAGUGGAGAGUGGCCUGCUGCAUCUGGGCGACCGCAAGAUCGAGGACAGCGUGGUGCUCCACCAAACCCUGGAGCCACUUUUGGACACAGACCCUCAAGUUCUGUUUUGCUUCCACCUGAGGGGACUAUUUUCUGUGAUGAACAGCCUCACCAAGAAGUCUCAGAGCCUGACUGAGAAAUAUAUGGACCUCAUUGGAGUCACAAAGUAGAGAACACAUGUGGACAUGAAGGAACAAGAAUAUAUCAAAUGUCUACACUGGUUGGAUCCAGUGGCCCCCAACAAAUGUGGAAUAAACAUGCACUAUCAGAACUAAUACUUUGUUUAUCUUUGUUUGUUAACAGCAAUAACGCCUUGGAAACUAUCUUUAGAUAGUUCCACCCUAGAGCUGAUCCUGUUCCUGACAAAUGCUAAAUUUUACACACAUCAGAAAUGUUCUCUGCUCAAAUUCAAUCCAAACAAUAAAAAAUAAAAUUUUGUGAGGAAAUGAUCAA
Messenger RNA from Solea senegalensis (Senegalese sole), 1299 nucleotides. RefSeq names its product thyroid hormone responsive (gene thrsp). The transcript has a single exon. Bases 597 to 1016 code for a protein of 139 amino acids. The record is from RefSeq and is a predicted model, not a curated record. Gene Ontology annotation, cellular component: cytosol. NCBI's taxonomy places the organism in Eukaryota, Metazoa, Chordata, Actinopteri, Pleuronectiformes, Soleidae. Gene Ontology annotation, biological process: regulation of lipid biosynthetic process.